Molecule: messenger RNA, 2377 nt
Organism: Ylistrum balloti
Lineage: Eukaryota; Metazoa; Mollusca; Bivalvia; Pectinida; Pectinidae
Product: regulator of chromosome condensation-like
Exons: 11
Coding region: 37-1293 (418 amino acids)
Cellular component (GO): cytoplasm
Molecular function (GO): guanyl-nucleotide exchange factor activity
Source: RefSeq, a predicted model, not a curated record
AGGCGUUUGUAAGAUAUACGACAGUGUGAAAAGAUCAUGCCUGGUAGAGGGAAAAAGCGAUCUAGAGAUUCUGAGGGAAGCUCAAAUGGAGAAACAAAGAGGCACAAAAUAGGUCACUGUUCACAUAGUAGUGACGAAGGUGUGGUACUUGUUCUUGGGGAAGGAGAUGUAGGCCAGCUAGGACUUGGUGAAGAUAUUCUGGAGCGGGCCAGGCCUACCCUCCUGUCCAGUGUUGAGGAAAAAGUCAUUCAGGUUGUGUGUGGUGGAAUGCACACAGUUUGUGUGACUGUCAAAGGCGAGAUAGUGACAUUCGGCUGUAAUGAUGAAGGUUCACUUGGGAGAGAUACAUCAGAGGAGGGGUCAGAGAUGUUGCCAGGAAAAGUUCCUCUGGGAGCUAAAGUAGUCCAAGUCAGUGCUGGGGAUAGUCACACUGCUGCCCUGACAGAUGAUGGGCGGCUUUAUAUAUGGGGCAACUUCAGGGAUUCUAAUGGCUCCAUAGGACUGACACUUAGUGGCAUACAGAAGGUUCCUGUGGAGGUGUUGCACAAUGAAACCAUUGUCAAGGUUACAUCGGGCGGUGAUCAUCUUGUGUGUCUGACAGACAAGGGGGAGAUUUACACCUGGGGCUGUGCUGAACAAGGGCAGUUAGGAAGAGUUGCUGAAUGUUUUACUAGUAGAGGAGGCAGAAAGGGCUUAGGUUUUAUUUUGACACCAGCGAAAGUGAAGUGUAGACGACGAAAGACAUUUUUUAGUGACGUGUGGGCUGGCCAGUUUGCAACCUAUGCCCAGGAGGCUGACACUGGAGAAGUGUUCUCUUGGGGACUAAAUAACUACUUCCAACUAGGGUUUAGUGACAUGAAGAAUCGCUUUGUACCCGAACGAGUGGGUUCGUUUUCUGUCAAGAAGUGGCUUAAGCUGGAUGGUGGACAACAUCACACAGUUGCUAUGGACACAAAUGGUAAAGUGUAUACAAUAGGUAGAUCCGAGUAUGGUCGUCUAGGACUAGGAGAAGAUGUUACCACUGAGAAGUCAGAACCGACACUGGUGCCAGGAAUACCUGAGGACUGUACAGAUAUAGCUGCUGGCCAAUCUGUUUCUUUAGCUCUUACAAAAUCUGGGACUGUGUAUGGUUGGGGUAUGGGUACAAGUCAGCAGCUUGGAAUUGGAAAUGAUGAAGAUGCAUGGGUACCAACAAAAAUGGGCGGAAAGCAACUUGAAAACAGGUCAGUGAUAAUGGUUUCCUCUGGAGGACAACACACCGUACUACUGGCAAAGGACAAGUCAACUUCCUGAAUUAACAGAGCAAAAUGAAAAACAUUGAAAUUCCUGUCUUCCUACAAAUGAUGCAUUUCUGGCUUUCAUCAAUUAAGAAUUGCUUAGAACAGAAGAUGAAAGAGACAAUUGACUUUCCUUUGUUUAGGGUCCUGAAUUGGUUGAAGAAGGUGAAUUUUUUUUAAGACCAGCUGACAUGUUGACCAUGUUAAUGAUCUGUUUUAGCCUGCACGUUCUGUCAUCUGGUAUGGCAGUACAAACCUUUGUUACACCUUGUUGUAGGCUUUGUAGUAAAAAGUGAUAUUCUGUGAUGAAUUGGAUUUAUCAGGCUGCCUGUACUAAGAUCUCUUUGUUUGUGAUUAUUUGUUAAUGAAAGACAAAGACUGUGUUCAUACUGUUACUGUUUGUGGAUUCAUGUGGAAUGACUCAAAAAUACAUUAUUACUUGUCAUCUGUUCUGAUUCCCAACAGGUUUUGUAUCCCAGUACAUAAUGUUAAUCACAUGUGUACAAAUUAUCAGAUCCUCAACAAGUUUUAAUGUUUUAUCUAUUUUUAACAAGUGAACUUUCUUCUACUCCACAAAUAUCAGUCAGCCAAUUGUAAAUGUCUGUUUCAAUGUCACACCAUCCAUUGUAAUUUUCUAUCUCAAUGUCACACCAUCCAUUGUUAUGUCUGUCUCAAUGUCACACCAUCCAUUGUAAUUGUCUGUGUCAAUGUCAAACCAUCCAUUGUAAUUGUCUGUGUCAAUGUCAAACCAUCCAUUGUCUAUCUCAAUGUCAAACCAUCCAUUGUCUAUCUCAAUGUCAAACCAUCCAUUGUAAUUGUCUGUGUCAAUGUUUAGCAAUUCAUGGUAAUCAUUUGUAUCAUUGAUAAGUCAUCCUAUGUAAUCACGAUCUUCUGAUCAAUGAUGAUGUUGUCUGUGACAAUGACACUGUUUAGAUUAAGUCCACUUAACUUUCUUUGAAAGGUAAUCAGACCUCUUAUCAAAAUUUGAUACACCAUAUCCGAUAGAAUUUGAAGAUUUCUUCCAAAAUCUUUCUUAAAUUCCUGACAGUUUACACCAUGGUCAUUUGUGGUGUGAUGUUUUACAACAAAAAGUGAAGAAA